Misgurnus anguillicaudatus (oriental weatherfish) is the source of this 1554-nucleotide messenger RNA. The record is from RefSeq and is a predicted model, not a curated record. NCBI's taxonomy places the organism in Eukaryota, Metazoa, Chordata, Actinopteri, Cypriniformes, Cobitidae.
AUGAUGAAGGAGGAGGAAGAGGAGGAGGACGUGAAGAAAGAGGAGCAGCGAGACGAAGGCUUGUGUGUGUUGUCUGAGGGAAAAGUCUGGUUUUUCAGUGUUCUGCUGUAUGAGACUUUGGCAUGGGAAGUGAAAUUGACAACAGAAAUUCAGGGCCUCAAAGGUUCAUGUCUGGUUAUACCGUGCACUUACUCUUACACUUUAUACCCACCAACUAACCCACGUAGAGUUGUGUGGUAUCAGUAUGUGUGGAGUGGCUACCCUUUAGUUUGUGAUCCCUUGAAUCCAGACAGUGUCAUUGACAAGUUCAAAGGAAAAACUGAUAUAUAUAGACAUAACAACUCAGAUCAGGAUUGUAGUCUGCUGAUCAAAAGCGUGAAUCCAUCCCACAAUGGAGAAAAAUUAUAUGCAUGGAUUGACCCAGAAAAUAUUGGAUGGCGCACCUAUACGUUUUAUGAAGUCACUUCCACGAUUUUUGUUGACACAAAUCCACAGCAGCCCAUCAUUAAUAUUUCCGGAGGUUUAAAGACCGGUGACAGCAUUACAGUAGCAUGUUACACCUUACACACCUGUCCAUACAGCAAACCAAACAUCAUUCUGAAGGGUAUUGAAGGAUCUGAUAAUGUAGAUGAUGUCGAUAUCAAAAAUUGUCAAUGGAAAAUCACUUUGACACGCACCGGUGUUGUGAAGGCUGAACGCUCAGAUAUUGAGUGUACUGUAACACAUCAUGGAGGCAUAACAACAAGAGCUACAAAAUCACAAAGUGCAAAAUGUGUCUAUUAUAAUAUAACCAUUGAGCCUAAACUGGCAGCAGAUAUCAUAGAGGGUGUUAAUAUGAACUUCACUUGUACCGUCCACCAUUCCUGCCUGACGAAUCCUCCGAUCCUCUCCUGGAACUAUGAGAAUAUGCCGGUCAAAGAUGGAAAGAAACAACUUACAGGGUUUGAAUUGGCCACCUUUUCCACCAUAACCUUUUUGGGGGCAAAGAAAGAUGAUGGGAAGAAAUUAAUCUGCACUACAAAUAUUUCUGGACAGAAAAUCACAGCAUCUGUCGACUUACAUGUACAACAUUCUUUUACAGAGCCUCCAAAACCAGUGACUACAGUCCAAGAUAAUACAUAUUCUUUUAAGGAGCCUCCAAAACCAGUGACUCCAGUCCAAAAUAAAUGUAUGUGUUUCACAUUUAUCCUAGGUAGUCGAGGACGCAUUGUGAUCGGAUCUCAGUGUAAUGUAAACGCAAUCCAGCCAUCGUAUCUGCAUUUACAGGUCAACGUCACAAAAAACCCCGCCCACUAUCAUCUCCUCUCACUGACAGCUGUCAAAAAUAAAGGACGUUAUGUCAUGGAGCGCAGAGUCACAGAGUUUUUUCUCAAAAAACAAAAGGCACAGGUUUUUGAGGCGAGUAAUCGAGUCAUGGAUUCAAAUUGGGUUGUGAGGGUGGUUUAUCAAAUGCCGUUAGAUCGGCGGGUAAACCUGUGUCAGGCUGACCGGGAGAGAGCACUGGAACUGCCGCCAGGGAGCAAGCGGCAACCGGCACCACCAGCGCCUGACUAG